AUGCCUCUUGUCUUUGCCGAGCCUCCCAUCUCGCUCUCCACGGCGCACUCGCUGGCGGCCUUCUUCGCUGGAUCCUACGUCGGCUCCUUGUAUCUCUCGAAGAAUGCCCGACUGUCGUUCAAGCAGGGCAGCAUCAAGCUGAAGCAAGGCCAGCAGCGCACCAAGGAGCAGGAAGAACGAUGGAGGGACGACCCGGCCGUGAUACGUGCGCGGCUUGCAGCGGCUAGCCUGAGCACGCUCGCUAGUUGUGCAACGAUGGUGGGGCUGGUGUGGAAGCUAUUGAGGUGGACGUCAGAGGCGUUCCCUAUCGCGCUGGAGACGACGCUUGCUAGGCUAGGCUUCGACAUACCGACCCCAUGGUCCGAGCUCGUCCUUCCAUGCCUUGUUACCCCUACACUCUUCUUUGGGCCUCUCUAUGCGUACUGGCUGGCGGGCUCGCUGCCCUUACAACGAAACUGGAGUUGGAGGUGUAGCGUGCUGCCACUAUUCACAACCUGGCAGAGCGUUCGAAACUACGUGGUGGGGCCGAUAACCGAAGAGAUCGUCUUCCGUUCGUGUGCAUUGGCUGUCUAUCACCUGGCCGGCGCGCCGCGAGCGAAGAUGAUCUUCCUCACACCUUGGUUGUUCGGUUUGGCACACGUCCACCACGCUUGGGACACCUACAACCGGUAUGGACGUACAACAGCUGCCGCGAAGCAUGCGAUCAUCGCCACACUCUUCCAGACGUCUUACACAUCCCUCUUCGGAUUCCACACUGCAUUCCUGUUCCUUCGCACAGGCUCCCUGAUUCCUCCCGUCACCGCACACAUCUUCUGCAACAUCAUGGGCCUCCCGCAGAUUGGCACGCAGAUGGCCAUGUUUCCGCAUCGCCGGAAAGCUAUCAAGUUCGCAUACCUACUCGGCAUCGCUGGAUACAUUUACACUAUGAGCAGGUGGACGCUGGCGCCCGAGUGUCUCUACUGGAGCCCCGUCGACACCAUCGCUAUGUUUUGA
Molecule: messenger RNA, 993 nt
Organism: Fomitopsis serialis
Lineage: Eukaryota; Fungi; Basidiomycota; Agaricomycetes; Polyporales; Fomitopsidaceae
Exons: 6
Coding region: 1-993 (330 amino acids)
Biological process (GO): CAAX-box protein processing
Cellular component (GO): endoplasmic reticulum membrane
Molecular function (GO): metalloendopeptidase activity
Source: RefSeq, a predicted model, not a curated record